Pseudogymnoascus verrucosus is the source of this 2138-nucleotide messenger RNA. RefSeq lists its product as uncharacterized. Gene Ontology annotation, molecular function: L-amino acid transmembrane transporter activity. Gene Ontology annotation, biological process: amino acid transmembrane transport. NCBI's taxonomy places the organism in Eukaryota, Fungi, Ascomycota, Leotiomycetes, Thelebolales, Thelebolaceae. The record is from RefSeq and is a predicted model, not a curated record. Bases 1 to 2034 code for a protein of 677 amino acids. Gene Ontology annotation, cellular component: membrane. The transcript is spliced from 3 exons.
AUGUCGAUACCGAUCGAGCAAGGCUCGAAUAUACCAAUGACCGAAUACUCCUACUCCAACUCGCCCUCUCCUUUUAGCGUAGCUAAAAGCUACGACGAUGGCCGCAGCGUAGACAGUGUCAGUCCCAUACCUACUAACCCCCAGGCUAAGAACCGGGAGUCGAAUACGCCGGCUUAUGGAAAUGGAGUCCCGGCUACUGCCCCCAAUCAACCGGGUGGCAUGGGCCUGGCGCCCGAAGAUGAAUUCUUGCUCAACGAAGCCGAUGUCCAUGCGAAGGCUGUUGCAAAGCCAAUGCGACUGGGCUCUCUAACAGUGAUGUGCUUGAUUUUUAACCGCAUGAUUGGCACGGGUAUUUUUCGGACGCCAGCUGUGGUCUAUAGUUAUACACAGUCCCGAGAUAUCAGUAUGGCUUGGUGGGCAUUGGGCGCUGUUUCUGCCAUAGCCGGUAUUCUGGUGUACAUGGAACUCGGCCUCACCAUUCCCAUAUACAGGAUUGGCGGCAUAGAAGUCUCGGUCCCGCGAAGCGGAGGAGAACUCAACUACCUAAAACACAUCUUCAGAAAGCCCGCCUUUUUCACCACUUGCGUGUUCGGCAUUGCUUUCAUUCUCCUCGGCCAUGUGGCUAUGAAUGCGAUCGCUUUUGCAACCUCUGUCAUGGAAGCAUCAGGCCAAAUCAACCACCCUAACAGUGAAGCCGCUAUUAGGGGAAUCGCCAUAUGCACAGCGUUCGCUGCCUGCUUCAUCCACGGCGUUUGGCGCCAAGGUGGCAUCAUCCUCAACAAUAUCCUUGCUACCGUCAAAAUUGCCAUCCUCAUCUUUAUGUUUAUUCUCGGCAUGCUCGCCACAAGGGAUGAUAUCUUCCCCCCUGUAUCCGCCACCCAGUUCCCCCCGACCCCCUCGCGAGAAUCAAGAGCCAGCGCCUACACCUACGCCGAGGCAUUCCUCGCCAUCAUCUUCGCAUUCGGCGGCUUUAAUCAGGCCAACUACGUUAUCGGGGAAGUGGAUGACCCAAGACGCCGCUACAAAUGGCCCGCAUUCUCUGCCGUCGUGAUCGUCUCCAUACUCUACCUCUUAGUCAACGGCGCCUACUUCGCCGCCGUCCCCGUCGAGUAUUUCUCCGCCGAAGACCCCUUCAACGUCGCCCACCGCCUCUUUCUCUUCACCCUAGGCACCAUCUCACCCGCCUGGGAGGCCCGCGCGCCGAAACUACUAUCGGCAUUCAUGGCCGUCUCCAGCCUCGGCAACAUCAUAGUCAUGACCUACACCGCCGCGCGCGUCAAGCAAGAAAUCGCCAAAGAAGGCAUCCUCCCCUUCCGCAGCCUCCUCUCGCGCUCCUACCCCUCAGUCCGCAUCCCAAUCCGCGCCCUCUGGGGUUCCAAGCGCCCAACCCUCCGCGAAGAUGUCCCACUCCCCGCUCUCGUCCUUCACUUCUCCGUCUCCGUAAUUCUUAUCCUCGCGACCUGGCGCCUCUCCACAUCCGCCACCUACACCCUCCUAGUCGACCUGUACUCCUACACCGUCGAUGCUGCCUUCGGCGCUUUCAUCGGCUUCGGGCUGCUGUAUAUGCGCUUCCUCUCCAGCCGCGGAUGGGCCGCCCAGUCCCGCGCUAGUGGAUUCCAGGUCCCCGCCUAUGUCAGUGGCCCUGCGGCACUCUUUUUCGCCAUCGCGAAUACGUUCCCUAUAGCGGCGAAGUGGGUGCCUCCCGACAUGGCAACGAAGGCGUUACUGUUGGUUCCGUGGUUCACGACGGGGACUGUGGGGACGGUGAUUAUGGUCGUUGGGGUGCUGUGGUGGGCGGCCUUCCGGUGGGUGGUGCCGAAGGUGGGAAGGGGAAGGGUGGGAAGGUUUUUGAUGGUGACGAGGAAGUUGUGGUUGACGGAGAGGGAUGGGUAUAAGGUGCUUGAAUAUGAGGAUAUUGAGUUUAGAUGGGUGACGAGGGAUGGAGAAGACGUGGCCGGGCCGUGGAUGGAGAGGCAGGUGGUGGCGGGUAGGGGGGAGACGGAGAGGAGGAUGGCGGCCGAUGGGAAUCUAUAGUGGUUAAAAGGGUAGAGGGGGUGGCGGAAGAUGGACCAGGAGUUCCAUGUAAUUUGUACGUACUUAGCGUUUUGGAUACCCUUUUAAUAGACAGCAGUUUUAAG